Messenger RNA from Magallana angulata, 1124 nucleotides. Its product is annotated as NAD-dependent protein lipoamidase sirtuin-4, mitochondrial-like. Lineage: Eukaryota; Metazoa; Mollusca; Bivalvia; Ostreida; Ostreidae. The record is from RefSeq and is a predicted model, not a curated record. The transcript is spliced from 3 exons. Gene Ontology annotation, molecular function: NAD+ binding. The coding region runs from base 61 to 993 and encodes 310 amino acids.
CAAAUCACAUUUCAUAACUGUCAAUUUUUUUUCAGCUGUAGCUGCUGUCAGAUUUUAAUCAUGGUAAAUGUCCAUGUUACGGGCAGAAAUAUUAUAUUUUCGGUGAUCAGAAGAUGUUCAACUUCCACUCAUAAAUUUGUUCCUACGGCCAGAGGUGUAUCGCGUGCUCAAAUCGAAGGAUUCUGCGAGUUUGUGGACAGAGGGCGAAAUAUUUUAGUUCUUACAGGUGCAGGUAUUUCAACAGAAAGUGGAAUCCCAGACUAUAGAUCUCAGGGAGUAGGACUCUAUGCCACGAGCAAAAGCAGGCCUGUCAUUUACCAGGACUUUGUGAAAAGUGACAGAAUCAGACAGAGAUAUUGGGCAAGAAAUUUCAUUGGAUGGCCAAGGUUUUCCUCUGUUCAACCAAAUAUUUCUCACUCUUUUCUCAAGAAACUUGAAGAUUUUGGCAAAGUUUGUUGGUUAGUGACUCAGAAUGUUGAUGCAUUACAUUUUAAAGCUGGAAGCUCAAAGGUGACGGAGCUUCACGGGAGUACACAUAGAGUUGCCUGUUUGAGGUGUGAUUAUAAAACAACCAGACAUGAUCUACAAAUUGUGAUAGAAAAUCUCAAUCCAUCAUGGAGGGCCUUUUCAAAUGUGUUAGCUCCUGAUGGGGACAUUCAGUUAUCUCAGGAAGAAAUAGAGGGAUUUCAGACUCCACAUUGUCCAAAAUGCUCAGGGCCCCUGAAACCAGAGAUUAUCUUUUUUGGAGAUAAUGUUCCAAAGUCUACAGUUGAAUUUGUUUUCCAAAAAGUGCAAGAAUGCGACCAAGUGUUAGUUGUUGGCUCCUCAUUAGAGGUAUACUCCGGGUACCGAUUUGUUUUACGGGCAUCAGAUAUGAAGAAACCCAUUACUCUUUUAAACAUUGGUCCAACUCGGGCAGACAAACUAGCUGAUCUCAAAAUAGAUGCCAAAUGUAGUGAUGUUCUGAAACAAGUGUCUUUUAUAUAUUCUUGAUAAUCAUUAUGUAUAUUCACAGAGUAUUUGAAUGUACACUUUUAAAUGCAUUUGAUAAUUAUUUAUUUAUGUUGUAAGUAAACACAGAAGACUGGCUCUGUAUCUGUGAUUUUAAUAAAUUUUUAAGAAGA